Striga asiatica is the source of this 1120-nucleotide messenger RNA. The record is from the annotation of a GenBank genome assembly. Lineage: Eukaryota; Viridiplantae; Streptophyta; Magnoliopsida; Lamiales; Orobanchaceae.
AAAAUAAAAAAAAAAAAAAAUUAAGGCUGUGUUUAACUUCAACACAGACGGAGAUUUUUUUUUGUUUAUUUCAGCAGGUGCAGUGGUAAUCAUAAGAGUCGGCCGCCACGCGUCGGUUGGUGAAUCCCUCACCCGCCGCCCUCUAAAUACACGCUGGGUCGAGUUGAAAGGGAAAAAUGUGAGAAGAGAAAAGAAUGGGCGGCGGGGAGAAGUUGAAUGACGGAAAUGCCCCUCUGAAGGCGCUGAACCAUGUGUCGCGCGUGUGCCGGUCGGUGGAGAAAUCGGUGGAGUUCUACACCAAAAUCUUGGGCUUCGUGGUGGUGGAGCGGCCAGAAACGUUCGACUUCGACGGCGCGUGGCUCUUCAACUACGGCGUGGGCGUGCACUUGGUGAAGUGCAGGGAUGAUGAUGAAGAGAAGUUGCCUGGGGACGCCAAUCGCCCAUUGGACCCCAUGGAUAACCAUAUUUCCUUCCAGUGUGAGAAGAUGGAGGAGAUGGAACAGAAGCUAAAAGAGGGCGGCGUGAAGUACAUGAAGAGGACGAUUGGGGAAGAGGAAGGGGCCCCCAUCGACCAGUUGUUUUUGAAUGACCCUGAUGGAUUCAUGAUCGAGAUCUGCAACUGUGAGAAUCUCAAGCUGCAAUCUUCCCAACCAAUUAAGCUUCCUUCUGAUAAGCAUAAUCCCCCUAUUGAGCUGACCAAGACUGAUGAGAAAGGAAGAUGUUAGUUACAUGCAUGAGAUUUUGAAGAGGAAGAUAAAUGGUAAACAAGAGAGAACUGAUGAAAGGUUCUCUGUUCUUUAUCCAGAUGUUAUCCGUGUAAGGCUCUUUUUUUUUUUCGUCUUUCAUCAUUUAAUUCCUUUCCAACGAUGAUGGCAAGAUUGUAUGUACCACUGCGUUUGUUACUAUGUAUAAUUAGUAUAUAUGAGAAGGAUUUUAGAAAUAUCAUAAUUAAAAUUCAAAUUUAGUGGAUGAACAGUCUUGGUAUAUGCAUGACAUGAUUAGCUGAACACGCUGACUGCACAUAGUUUAACUGACAAUCUUGUUACAAUCUUCUUUGUUGUUGUGGAAUGUAAUUUAGAACAUCAUUUUGGAAUGUAAUUUAAUUACAACAUCAUUUGAG